CGGAGCUGCGUCGUCUGCCGCAGCCGAAAAGUUCGCUGCGACAAGCUCUCGCCCUGCUCAAACUGUCGUCGGGCCGGUAUUCCGUGUGUCGUUCCGUCGAAUGACCGUCCUCCGAGAUGGGCGCGUCGGCUUGAGCGCGUUGCCGGCGGGUCGGUGCAGGAGGGUCCCCAUGAUGCGGAACCCGCGGGUGAACAGGUUAUGGAGCGGUUGAGAAACUUGGAGGAUCUGGUCAAGGAGCUUAGAGGACAGCUUGAGCAGGCGAGUGCUGGGGCGAGUCCUGCUGGGAGUGGCUCUGCUCAAGGCAAUUCUCCGUCUGAGGGGAGGCGAGAUGCAUCCAGUCCUUCAACGUCGACCACCUCGGACGUGCAAAAGUACUUUGGUAGGAUGGUUCUACAAGAUGGGAGCAGAGCGAGAUAUGUUGCCAGUGGCUUCUGGUCUCGCAUUAGUGAUGAGCUUGACGGCUUGAAGAUGGAUACUCGAGGACUUCCAAGCGGCGACGACGAGUCUUCGGACGAUGAUCUUCCUACAACUGCCCCCUCCACAAGAGAACUGGAGAGAGCCCCUUCAGAGCGACACGCAUUCUUAUUUCGGCACAACCUCACAGGUGCUGCCCCCGAGGUUGCAGAUCUACGCCCACUUCCAUCACAAGUCCCCUUUUUGCUCGACAUCUUUUCCGAGAAUGUCAACAUUGUCGCACGAAUCGUUCACAUGCCCACCAUCCGAAAAAUGAUCCGCGAGACCCGUAGCUCUGGCACGAGUCUCUCACCCGCCAAUGAAGCCUUGAUGUUCUCGAUAUACUACGCCGCCGUCACAUCGAUGGAGGAGGAUGACGUUACGACCAACUUUGGCUCGACAAAGGCAGAACUCAAUCUGAAAUACCGACUAGGUCUAGAACAUGCUCUGGCCAAGGCGGAUUUCCUGAACGAUCCAAACAUCGUGCUCGUCCAAGCCUUCGCCAUCUUUCUCAUGCUUGUGCGUCGUCAUGAUAACCCCAGAUAUGUAUGGAUGAUGACAGGACUUUUGAUCCGAAUGGCCCAGGCUCUUGGUCUCCAUCGAGAUGGAUCGAGGUUUCCACAUCUGACACCCUUUGAAGUGGAACAGCGACGAAGACUGUGGUGGAUGAUCUGCGUGAUUGACGUUCGAGCAUCUGAAGAUCAAGGAACAGAAUUCACGAUAUCCAGGGAUAGCUUCGAUACCAAGAUGCCCCUAAACAUCAACGACGAGGAUCUUGACCCCGAUACGAAAGAGAUGCCUCCUGCGCGAGAGACUCUCACCGACAUGUCAUUUGCACUCGCCAUGCUCGAGUUAUCCGACGUUUCAAAACAGAUCAUGGCCUCUCCCUCCCUGGGUCUCGAAGAACAGACCCGCCUGUUGGAUGAAGUCUGUGAGAAAGUUGAGCACGGCUACUUCCAGUUCUCGGCUGAAAGAGGAGAUAUUUUACACUGGGUAGGCCUUACAUGCCUACGCGUGAUGCGAUCCAAGUUGAUCCUUCUCAUCUACCUCCCUGCGCUUUUUGCGUCGCCGGAUGAGCGUUUCUCUGAAGAGGUUCGGGAUAAACUGCUUGUUGCGGCGAUAGAAGUUGCCGAGUACAACCACGCUCUAAAUUCCGAGCCAAAGUGUCGUCAAUGGCGGUGGAUAUACCAGACGUAUACGCACUGGUAUGCUAUCGUUUAUCUCAUGAUAGAGAUAUGCCGUCGAAAGUGGUCACCAGUUAUUGAAAGAGCCUGGGUUGAUUUGCACAGCAGCUGGUUGAUUCCAUCACAACACAACAUGUCAAAGCACUCGAGGGUUUGGGUGCCGCUGAGGAAGUUGAUGGCCAAGGCAAAGAAGCAGCGAGAGAUGGAGCUCGCCGAGAUACGAGCAAAUGGGGUCCCUAUCGAGUUACUUGAACAACGCGAUUCCCAAGUGCCUGCGCCUGCGAGCUCAGGGCCGUUUUCUACUGGAAAUGGGGAAGAGUCUUUUCUUGAGUACUGGAGAAAACUUGUCACUGGCUCUUUGGACCCCAGCAGGCAACCCCCGGUUCCU
Messenger RNA from Fusarium vanettenii 77-13-4, 2025 nucleotides. RefSeq lists its product as uncharacterized. Gene Ontology annotation, biological process: DNA-templated transcription; regulation of DNA-templated transcription. Gene Ontology annotation, molecular function: DNA-binding transcription factor activity, RNA polymerase II-specific; zinc ion binding; DNA binding. The transcript has 2 exons. NCBI's taxonomy places the organism in Eukaryota, Fungi, Ascomycota, Sordariomycetes, Hypocreales, Nectriaceae. The annotation marks the transcript as partial. The record is from RefSeq and is a predicted model, not a curated record.